Rhodofomes roseus is the source of this 723-nucleotide messenger RNA. Its product is annotated as alpha-actin. The record is from RefSeq and is a predicted model, not a curated record. Bases 1 to 723 code for a protein of 240 amino acids. The transcript has 4 exons. NCBI's taxonomy places the organism in Eukaryota, Fungi, Basidiomycota, Agaricomycetes, Polyporales, Fomitopsidaceae.
AUGAUCGCCCGUCCGCGUCUCUCCUUCCCUCUGCCCCUGACAGCGGCGACCAGCAGUGCUUGUUUCGGCAUUCGCCAGGCUGGCUGUGACGACGCUUCCCGUGCCGUGUUCCCGUCCCUCGUCGGCCGUCCCCGUCACCAGGGUGUGAUGGUGGGUAUGGGUCAGAAGGUCUCCUACGUCGGGUGCGUGCCCUUUUAUUUCGCAUGCCAUGGCCCCUUGGCUUAUUCGAUACGUGGUAUCCUCACGCUCAAGUACCCGACUGAGCACGGUAUCUUCACCAACUGGGACGACAUGGAGAAGAUCUGGCAUCACACCUUCUACAACGAGCUCCGUGUCGCACCCGAGGAGCAUCCCGUGCUUCUCACUGAGGCCCCGCUCAACCUCAAGGCCGCCCGUGAGAAGAUGACCCAGAUCAUGUUCGAGACGUUCAACGCCCCCGCGUUCUACGUCACCAUCCAGACCGUCCUCUCGCUGUACGCCUCCGGUCAUACGACCGGUAUCGUGCUCGACUCCGGUGUCGGUGUCACCCACACUGUCCCCAUCUACGAGGGUUUCUCGCUCCUGCACGCUAUGCUCCGUAUCGAUCUUGCCAGCCGUGACCUCAUUGAGUUCCUGAUCAAGAACUGGACGGAGCGUGGCUACCAGUUCCACACCACGGCCGAGCGUGAAGUUGUCUGUGACAUCAAGGAGAAGCUGUGCUACGUCGCGCUCGACAUUGAAUAG